This is a messenger RNA of Linderina pennispora, 2339 nucleotides long. RefSeq names its product mitochondrial carrier. Lineage: Eukaryota; Fungi; Kickxellomycota; Kickxellomycetes; Kickxellales; Kickxellaceae. The transcript has 2 exons. Gene Ontology annotation, biological process: malate-aspartate shuttle; L-glutamate transmembrane transport; aspartate transmembrane transport. Gene Ontology annotation, molecular function: calcium ion binding; L-aspartate transmembrane transporter activity; L-glutamate transmembrane transporter activity. The record is from RefSeq and is a predicted model, not a curated record. Bases 295 to 2241 code for a protein of 648 amino acids.
CGCAUGGGUCUGCCAGAGUACGGGUGAACUAGGAAACCAGUUCGUUUGGGUCGGAGCAAAUUUUUCUGCCCUUCCCAAACGAGGAAUAAGAAAUCCUCCUAUCCACAGCUCAAGGCUUUCAUUCUUGUCCUGCCCUCUCUCCCCUAGCAAGCCCUCUUUCUUCUUCUCUCCAUUGCUUUUACUUCUUUUUCCUUGGCCCCAGGUACAACUGGCAUUAGCGCUCUCCUGCUCUAUCAAAAUCGCUCUUUGGGCAACCCUUUGCGUUUCUUUUCUUUUCACCUCGACAAAAUCACCAUGACGGCAGGCAGAUCCCAGCAGCGGCUUUCCAGCAUCGAAAUCGAACGGCUUUCGGAAGUUUUUGACACACAUGCAACCGUUGCAUCGGAUGGGGCAAAAUACCUGACACCAGACGGCUUUACGCGGGCGAUCACACCGGCAUUGCACCAGCAGCAGCAGUCUUCUUAUUCGGCCUUUUUCUCCGUAGCCGAUAAGCAUGCUUCAGGCCGGGUUUCCAAGGAUGAGUUCCUAGAGUUCCAAAGCCUGCUAGUGCGUCACGACGCAGCCUCCAGCCUGUCGUUCAAGGCUGUCACGCAGUCUGAUUCGGCGGCAGCCCCCGCCUUGGGCGCGCUCAUUGGUGACUCGCUGAUUGCCAAUUACCUGAAGAGCCAGGGCCAGGUUUCGUAUGCCGAGUUUGCCCAGCUCGUGGAGUCUGUGCGGGCCGACCGCAUCCGCCAGGCAUUCGCGGCUGUCGACAGAGAAAAGACCGGCUUCAUCCAGGUCGACCAGCUGGUGGCUACCGCCAGCGAGUUCACCCCCGUGGCAGUGCAGAGUACGCUGGCGGAGAGACUGGCGCUGGUGGCGACCGAGGGCAAGGUUGGAUACCCGACAUUCCUCGCUGUUGUCAGUCUGCUGAGCGACCCGACCAAGAUCGCCCAUGCCGCUGCCGAGGUCGCAAAGGCGCCAAGCCAGAUUUCUGCUAGCGAAUUCGCCGCCACCACUGACAUCCUGACGCCGCUCGAGGCCAGCGUGCUGUUCACGCUUGCCAGCGGCCAGGCCGGCGCCGAGACGGCAACCACAGCCAGCAUCACAGGAAUCCUGGACUCCCUGCACGACAGCCUGGUGCCUGCAGGCCGGAAAUCCGACGUACCCAUCACGCACAAGAAGCCCGAGCGUACGCUAUUGAUGGAGCUGCUGUUCCAGGCGUACAACUUUGGCGUCGGUGCCAUUGCCGGUGGAAUUGGCGCGACUGUCGUCUACCCGAUCGACCUGGUCAAGACGCGUAUGCAAAACCAGCGGGCGGCUGUGGUCGGUGAAAUGAUGUACAAGAACAGCAUUGACUGCUUCAAAAAGGUCAUCCGCAACGAGGGCAUUCUCGGCUUGUACCGCGGGCUGGGCCCGCAGCUCGUCGGCGUGGCACCCGAGAAGGCCAUCAAGCUGACCAUGAACGACUUUGUGCGCUCGCGCAUGAAGAACAAGGAUACUGGCGAGAUCACCUUUGCGGCCGAGCUGCUGGCUGGUGCAGCCGCUGGAGGCUCGCAAGUGGUGUUCACGAACCCGCUGGAGAUCGUCAAGAUCCGCCUCCAGACGCAGGGCGAGAUGCUCAAGGAUGCGACUGGGCUGGGCGCCAAGGCUACCGGAACCUCGCCGGCUGUGCGGCGCGGCGCCAUCACCAUCGUCAAGGAGCUGGGUCUGAUGGGCCUGUACAAGGGUGCCUCGGCCUGUCUGCUGCGCGACGUGCCAUUCUCGGCCAUUUACUUCCCGUGCUACUCGCACCUGAAGAAGGAUCUGUUCCACGAGGGCGAGCGCGAGCUCAGCAUCACCGACCUGCUGCUGGCUGGUGCCAUCGCUGGCAUGCCAGCAGCCUACUUUACCACGCCUGCCGAUGUCAUCAAGACACGUCUACAGGUUGAGGCAAAGAAGGGUGAGACCGUCUACACCGGCCUGAUGGACGCCGCGCGCAAGAUCUACAAGGAGGAGGGCUUCAAGGCCUUUUUCAAGGGCGGCCCGGCGCGCAUCCUGCGGUCGUCGCCGCAGUUCGGCACCACGCUCAUGUGCUACGAGCUGAUCCACCGCAUGGUGCCGUUCCCGGGCGAGGAGACACAUAAGCGCAGGGAUGUGGGCGAGGAGCGCGCCCGUGAGGUGUCGUCGCAGAUGGCGCUGUUCAACGCUAGCAACGCGCUGCGCCUGAUGCACGACGGGAACUACAAGUUUGGUGCCAUGCCGAAGACUACCACUGCCUAAAACCGAAAUGCCCUUUUUUGCUUUUGUUUAUUGAUAGAGUUUUACUAGAAUUGCUCUGCUCGCGAUGCGAGCUCGACUGCUAGUCAGCAUGGGUUGAC